AUGGCGCCACACCAGCCGCUGUUGCAGCUCCUGCGCGGCCCUCGCGGCAAGCUCUGGGAGGUCUGCAUCGGCUUGGAGGUGCAUGCGCAGGUGCUCAGUCGAUCGAAGCUCAUGAGCGGCGCUGCAGCGGCCACGCUAUCGUCAGUGCGACCCAAUCGCCACGUCGGUUUCCUCGACGCUGCAAUGCCCGGUACGUUACCGGUCGUGAACCGCGAGUGCGUCCACCAAGCGAUCCGCACGGCUCUGGCUCUGAACGCAACUGUUCAUACGCGAUCGCUGUUUGAGCGUAAACACUAUUUCUACUGCGAUCUGCCGCUGGGCUAUCAGUUGACGCAGCAAAGAGCGCCCGUGGCGUCUGGAGGCGCGUUGCGCUUUGACGUUGCGCUGUCGAAGGUCGUGAAUGAACACGGAGGCGAUUGGGGGUCAAACGAGACGACGUUUGAUGCGUCCAAGUUCAAGUCGAGGAAGGAGAAGAACGAGGCGCGGACACGUUGGAAGGCCGAGCAGAUGAGCAACCAGCAGGACGUGGUUUCGAGGACUGUACGAGUUUGUCGCAUCCAGUUAGAACAGGACUCAGGUAAAAGCAACCACGACUUGGAGGAAGAGCACACUGUUGUGGACUUGAAUCGUGCUGGUACGGCGCUGCUGGAAAUCGUGAUGGAACCCGAUCUGCGGAGUCCGCUCGAAGCUGGCCAGGUGAUGCGCCAGCUGCAGCACUUGCUGCGCCAUUUGGAUGUGUGCGAUGGAAACAUGGAGGAAGGAUCGAUGCGUUGUGAUUUGAAUGUCAGUGUGCGACCGACUCAUCUUGGAGAGGAUGCUGAUGCAGAGACCCUCCAUCGUGCGUUGACAUCGACUGCUGCAGCUUCUUUCGGCGAAAGGGUAGAGGUGAAGAACAUGAACAGCAUUCGCAAUAUGGUGCGCGCAGCUGAGUACGAGGCAAGACGGCAGAUCGCGCUCAUCGAGGGAGAAGGUGGAGAGGUGCACCGUGAGACGCGUUCUUUCGACGCCGCGACUGGAAAAACUAGACGCAUGCGAUCAAAAGAGGGAGCGAAGGACUAUCGUUUCUUUCCUGAUCCGGAUCUGCCUCCCCUCGUCUUUACAAAGGACGUUGUUGAGGAAAUUAGUCGAAACAUGCCGGAACUGCCUGAUGCGCUUGAACGUCGACUGCGUGCUCAGUAUGGACUCACAUCUUACGAAAGCUCGGUGCUGGUGAAUGAACCUGGAGCAGCACGCUACUUCGAGUCAAUUGCAGCACAAAACUCGAGACCUUCGAAAUUGGUUGCAAAUUGGGUCCUCAACGAUUUGUUUGGGCAUUUGAAAGCGUCGAACGGUGACGUUGGCAGUUGCCCGGUGGAAGCUGCGGAACUCGGUGCUCUCAUUGACCUUAUUCAGGACGGGACCAUAUCGGGCAAAAUUGCCAAGGAUGUACUAGAGUUGAUGUUUUACGAAAAUGAGGCCAGAAAAACUCCGCUGCAAAUUGUAGAAGAGAGGGGGUGGAAGCAGAUUGAAGAUGUCGAAGAGAUUCGUGCAUACUGCCACGCUGUCCUCGGUGACCCGAACACAAAGAAGAAUCUUGAGGCGUACCAAAACGGCAAGACGCAGCUGUUCGGGUUUUUCAUCGGUCAGGUAAUGAAGCGUUGUGGCGGGCGGGUUCACCCAGAGCUCGCGAAUAGCGUUAUGCGAGAGACUCUUGACAAGCUCAAUCAAUAG
Messenger RNA from Hyaloperonospora brassicae, 1710 nucleotides. The record is from the annotation of a GenBank genome assembly. NCBI's taxonomy places the organism in Eukaryota, Oomycota, Peronosporomycetes, Peronosporales, Peronosporaceae.